AACUAGUUACUGUACUUACGGAUAGGAAUAAGAAUAAGAAUCCCCUUAUUCCUCUUCCUGGCUAAUCUCCCUGGGGUGGGUUUGUACAGAUUUCUCCUCCCGGUAAAUCUCAUAUCUACCUGCAUUAUGACCAAGAACUCCCAGAUUCCAACCCCAGCGCAUAUCCAAGCUGACUCAAUGUUGGCUCGGUAUUUUGGGAAAGAGACGGUGAAUUAUUUCUCCAGCUCUCCUCUGAACCGUCUCUCGUUUCUGCGUUCCGAACACCCCUUCCUCUCUGCUGCCAUCAGGCACCCUGCCACGCGCUUUGUAAUUCUCAAGGAUCUUGCGCCGCUGACUAGCUCACCGUCCGGGUUGUAUUAUGCCAAGUACGAUGAGGUGCGAAAGCUUGUCCCCGAGACCAUCUACGACAAGUCCGAGGAGGAUUUGCUGAAGGGGCACGACUCGCGGAACACCGAGCCGCAUCUGGUUUUCCUCGGGAUGGACGAGAGUCGCAAACAAGAUGGAUUGGCCUGGAAAAUCUACUCGGGGGCACCUUAUUUCGCCCUGGAUGUGUCGCAAAGAGGUUCGGACGAGCAGCAAGCGAUCGCUGCGGAUAUAGUGAGCAGCUUACAGGCUCAGGGCCUGAGUUUCCUCGAGGCCAGAGUAACCAUGACGUUCCCCGCUGAUGACGCUGCGAUUUACGCGCAAGCGCGGGCCCUGGUAGACUGGAACACCCGCAACACCUUCUGCGGCACCUGCGGCCACCGCACGAUUUCCAUAAACUCAGGCACCAAGCGGGCCUGUCCUCCCACUGACCUUGCCCUCGUCGCAGAGGGCAACCCCGCCGAGCGACCAGCCUGCAGCACCCGUACGACCCUCUCCAACCUUUCCUUCCCCCGCACAGACCCCACCAUCAUCGUCGCUGUCAUCUCCUCCGACGCGAAACGCAUCCUGCUCGGCCGCUCCAAGCGCUUCCCGCCCAACUGGUAUUCCACCCUAGCCGGGUUCAUCGAGCCCGCCGAAUCAGUCGAGGACGCGGUACGGCGAGAGGUCUGGGAAGAAGCCGGCGUGACGCUCUCGCGCGUGGUCAUCCAUUCAACCCAGCCCUGGCCCUACCCGGCUAACCUGAUGAUUGGAGCAAUCGCGCAAGUGAGCGAUCCGGCCCACGAGGAAAUCAGCCUGAAACACGACCCGGAGCUGGAAGAUGCGCGGUGGUUCGAAGUGGCCGAGGUGGAGGAGGCUCUGAGGAUAGGAACCAGCGGGUUGGGAGAGAGCGCCGGGCCCCAGUAUAAGGAAGGUGGACUGAGACUGCCGCCGCCGACUGCGAUCGCCCACCAGUUGAUUCAGGCAGCGAUCAAUAUCGAUUUCCUUGACGGCGAUAAGAACUCAAAGAUGUAGGUAAGAGGUGUUGCAGAUUGCCUUACUUGCUUGCUUGCUUGCUUGCUUGGUGUGCAUUGUAUUGUCCUGUACUGUGUACAGCUACCGAAGCAGACCUAGACCCGACGUAGAUCAUGGCAGAUUCCUCAAACUAUAUAGAUAGACGAUACAGCACCAAAUAUAUGAAUUAUCACAGAACCGAAU
Aspergillus ochraceoroseus IBT 24754 is the source of this 1560-nucleotide messenger RNA. Its product is annotated as NAD(+) diphosphatase. Gene Ontology annotation, biological process: NADP+ catabolic process; NAD+ catabolic process. NCBI's taxonomy places the organism in Eukaryota, Fungi, Ascomycota, Eurotiomycetes, Eurotiales, Aspergillaceae. The record is from RefSeq and is a predicted model, not a curated record. Bases 127 to 1377 code for a protein of 416 amino acids. Gene Ontology annotation, cellular component: cytosol. Gene Ontology annotation, molecular function: metal ion binding; NADH pyrophosphatase activity. The transcript is spliced from 3 exons.